AUGCCCACCGAUUCCUCUGGCGAUUCCCGAGGUUUGGCCGCUCGUGUGGAUGCUGAUGCCGACAUCUGCUACUGCGAAGCGAAACACGUGCAGUCAUUCUAUGCCAGCAUCGCACGGAAUGAGCAGGGUAAACGAGACUUCGACAGCUACGCAGGUCGAGUCCUGAUCCUGGAUGAAGUGGAUGCACUGGUUAUAGACGAAGAGCCCAAUGAGCCGUUCGUGUACCCAAACACUGAGCUGUCUGAGAUUGCGACCACCGUUGCAUCCGGUUUACACAGUGGGAAGCGGCCCGACCAGUUGGCGCACCUCCGCACAUCCAACCAUCCAGCGGCGAACCGAGUCUUCCACGAGGUGUGCAAGGCCUUGGCUGCGGGGCGAUUUCGGGAGGGAAUGCGGUUUAAGCGUCCAGGCUCUAUUUGA
Messenger RNA from Symbiodinium sp. CCMP2592, 420 nucleotides. The record is from the annotation of a GenBank genome assembly. Lineage: Eukaryota; Dinophyceae; Suessiales; Symbiodiniaceae.